Molecule: messenger RNA, 1032 nt
Organism: Lycium barbarum (goji berry)
Lineage: Eukaryota; Viridiplantae; Streptophyta; Magnoliopsida; Solanales; Solanaceae
Product: probable protein phosphatase 2C 55
Exons: 1
Coding region: 1-1032 (343 amino acids)
Source: RefSeq, a predicted model, not a curated record
AUGGCUGCAUGCAUAUCAUCAUUAGUUCAUGAUCAAUAUUCUUCCAAGCAGUUCCAUGAAGUUUUCAAGUUGCAGCACAAGAGGUACUUCGACUUUUCUUCUUAUGAAAUUAAUGAUCCACUGGCAAAUAUUCAUAGCAACAAGAGACUCAAAUUUAGUCAUGAUGCUGAUCAAGACUUGAGUUUUUCAAUCAACACAUCAUUAGGUCAUAUUGAUCAAUAUUCAUUCAAGAAAGUAGAUGAAUGUGAGGAGAGACUGGAAUUUAGUACUAGUAACAAAUUACCAUGCCUAAAAAUGGUGGCUGGAUCUUUAUACUUACCCAAAGAAAAUCCAAACAAACCACUAGGUGAAGAUGCACACUUUAUUCAUGAAUUAUACCAAACUAUUGGUAUCGCUGAUGGCGUUGGUGGAUGGGCAAAAAAGAGAAUUGAUGCUGGAAUUUACGCAAGAGAGCUUAUGUCAAAUUCAAUUAUUGCCAUAGAUAAUAAGGAACCAAAGGGUCAUGUGAACCCUAAACGAGUUCUUCAAGAAGCUUACAAAAACACAAAUUCUGAAGGAUCGUCUACAGCUUGUAUUAUAACCUUAAACUCCAAGAAAAAUACUGUAUGUGCUGCUAACGUUGGCGACAGUGGAUUUUUCCUAAUUAGGAAGGGGAAAAUUAUAUACAAGUCGCCUAUACAACAACAUGAGUUUAAUUAUCCGUAUCAAUUGGGGAAUAGUAAGGAUAAUCCUAGCGUUGCUCAGGAGAUGGAAUUAAACGUCGAAAAAGAUGAUAUUUUGAUCGUUGGAACGGAUGGGAUGCUUGAUAAUAUGAAUGAAAGUGAGAUUGAGGAAAUUGUUCAAAGAGGGAUGGAUAAGAAGUUGGAGGCAGAUGAGUUGGCUAGUCAAAUUGGAAACAUAGCAUUGUAUAAUUCAUUUGAUAGAUUUGCAGACACACCAUUUGCAAGAGCAGCUGACAGGGAAUGGCUUAGUCAAAUACAUAAAGGAGGAAAGGUUGAUGACAUUACUGUUAUUGUUGCUUAUAUUCAAUGA